CAGGAGAGGAGAGGAACGGAGCGGAGCGGAGCGGGCUGCGCCGGGCUGUCCCGCUCCGCACUGGGCGGGAACGCCAGACUGUCACAGAAACAGACAGUCCUAACACCUGAAAGCUGAAAUCUGGGACUGCCAGGAGGGCUGCUUAACUGAGGACAACAGGAUCAGGACCCUCCUUGCCCGGGAAGUCACCAAUGGACUGUGGACACUCAGCUGGCAGCAGCGAGGAGAUCUCCAGCCCGGGCGCAGAGCCCGAUUCCCUGCUAUCUUCUGCUGCCGGUGGCAAUUCCUGCCCUCCCUUGGUGGGUGCGCAACGGGUUGGGGCACCCCCGGGCCGACCUGCGGCCGCCAACGCCGCUCGGGAGCGCAGCCGGGUCCAGACCCUGCGCCACGCCUUCCUCGAGCUGCAGAAGACUCUCCCCUCGGUGCCGCCCGACACCAAGCUCUCCAAGCUGGAUGUGCUCCUUCUGGCCACCACCUAUAUCGCACACCUCACUCGCAGCCUGCAGGAUGAGGAGGAGUCACCGGGAGAGGGCUUGGGCACCCUCCGAGGGGAUGGAUACCUCCACCCCGUCAAGAAGUGGCCCAUGCGUUCCAGGUUAUACAUUGGAGCCACGGGACAGUUUCUGACUCACUCGGCACAAGGAGACAGCGCAAACCAUGGGGAAACAUCAACAACUUCACAAAUCUAAUCUCCCUUCUUGCUUUUAAAAAAAUUGUUAUUUAUUACAACUUAUAUAUUUAAGUUAAAAAAUAAUAUCUAUAGACAAACUAUAAUUCCUGAAAUACUGUUUGUGGAGGAGAAUGAAUUGAUUCUU
Neopelma chrysocephalum (saffron-crested tyrant-manakin) is the source of this 815-nucleotide messenger RNA. It is a transcript of the gene TCF24, whose product is annotated as transcription factor 24. Gene Ontology annotation, molecular function: protein dimerization activity; RNA polymerase II transcription regulatory region sequence-specific DNA binding; DNA-binding transcription factor activity, RNA polymerase II-specific. Gene Ontology annotation, biological process: developmental process; regulation of transcription by RNA polymerase II. Bases 192 to 689 code for a protein of 165 amino acids. The transcript is spliced from 4 exons. The record is from RefSeq and is a predicted model, not a curated record. Lineage: Eukaryota; Metazoa; Chordata; Aves; Passeriformes; Pipridae.